UGCGGUCUGGUGUGCGCUGCAGUCUCUGUGUGCAUGUGCAUAUGUGUGUGUGUGUGUGUGUGUUCAUCUGUAUGAUGUAGAGGGUAGAGGAAGGGGUGUCUGCGCUUCCCUUUCCAAGAGAGAGAGAGAGAGAAAGAGAGGGAGAGGGAGAGAGAGAAAAGUUUGGUAUUUUUCUUCCCUUGACUUUUUUUUAGGCAUGAACGCCGAGACCUGCGUUUCAUACAGCGAUAUGACAUCCAUGGAUUCAUAUUAUAGCCCCUCUGCAGCGCAAGGUAGGGAUCACCAGACGGACCACUUUAGGACAUUCCCAGCCACUGACACCAAAUACAGCCCCACCGCCUUCCUGCCCAACAAAGGUCAGGCGUACGGAGAAAAGUCCCGGAGCCCCUUCCAGCCUGAGUGCCAGUCAUUGGAUGCCGCCACCGCAGCAGCAGCAGCAGCGGCAGCAGCAGCUGGGCAAGGCACUUUCAGUAAAUACCACCUGUUUAUGCAGAGGUCUCCCUGCAAAACACCCCCCGAGGACGGCAAACUGCACCAGGAGAGAGGACACAACGGAGCGCUCAUCCCGUGCUAUGGUAAAGACAGCUCAGGUCUGACAGACUCUGAAUUGGCCCCGGACUCCGACCCACCUGGAAUGGACACCAGCUACCUGGCUGUGAAGGACCAAGGUGUCAAAGCGGCCUCUGACAGGCUGCCAGGCACAGACUUAGCGAGUCCUAUGGACAAGGCCGAUGGCGGCGAGAGCAACAAAGGCAAGAAGAGACGUAACCGCACGACCUUCACGAGCUACCAGCUGGAGGAGCUGGAAAAGGUUUUCCAGAAGACGCACUACCCUGACGUUUACGCUCGGGAGCAGCUCGCACUGAGGACUGACCUGACUGAGGCUCGUGUGCAGGUGUGGUUCCAGAACCGAAGGGCGAAAUGGAGGAAGAGGGAGCGUUUUGGUCAGAUGCAGCAGGUCCGAACACACUUCUCAACAGCUUAUGAGCUGCCUCUUCUGACACGUCCUGAGAACUAUGCACAGAUUCAGAACCCCUCUUGGAUCGGCGGCAGCAGCGCAGCGUCUCCUGUGCCGGGCUGUGUUGUUCCCUGCGACACUGUGACUCCCUGUAUGACCCCUCACCCCCACUCUGCCAGCGGGGUCUCUGAUUUUCUGGGUGUACCGAGCCCCGGAGGUCACGUGGGACAGGCCCACAUGGGCAGCCUGUUCGGAGGAUCUCCUGGCAUGGCUGCAGGCAUCAACACGUACGAUCUCAACAUGGACCCGGACCGCAAGUCUUCCAGUAUCGCCGCUUUACGCAUGAAGGCCAAAGAGCACAGUGCAGCCAUAUCUUGGGCGACAUGAUGUGCUGAUAUGUGCCGGAUGGGGGACCUCGUUGACCCCUGUAAUGUCUAAACAAACCCCUGCAUGGUGUGAGGGGGCACUAAAAUUAGAAAUUCUAAAGGCAACAAUGACUACCUUUAUAAAUGUUGCAAUAAAAAUAAUUAUGCAAAUACACGGAUGGUUGAAGAUUACUCCAAGAGAAAACAACAAGAGAUUUGGUAAGAUAAGUGGCAUGGCACUGCCACGUUUCUCAACCCCUCUGGUGGGAGAAAAGCAACCACAGUCGGCGAGUGAACUCUGUGGAAAGCACGGCGGGAGGUGAUGCUGUACUGUAUAACAGGAAUUGCAGUGUGUUACUGACGAUAGGCAAAAGAAAAUGUUGGUAAAAGUUUAAGAAUUUCAAACUAAAUCCAUGCACUUAUUUGCUAAAAGACAGGAAAUUCUGUUUGUACAGUGCUUUCAUUAUAGUUAUUUGUUCAGGUGCUGUUUUAUUUGUACCAUGUUAUUUAAAUUUUGAGUGUUAUUGCAUUUUUCCCCUCCAGUGAUUUUGUUGCUGGUUUUGAUUUGACAAAUAGUUCAGCAAGCAUCCUUAAAAAACUGAAAUUGAUCUCAAAUUUAGUUGUUAUUUGCCAUGUACAUAUUAUUCUAAGGCAAUCUUUAUUAGCAUUAGCGCAUGCUUCACUUACUGUAAGUCAUGCUGAUGCUAAGAUAAAGCUACAGAAAACUGUUUAUAUCCAGCUUAUCGGACACAUUAUGAGGCUUCUGACAUCCAACACAAACAUUAAAAUAACCACCUCUGGGGUGUGUGUUUCAGUAACUACAGAACUUAGAAGUGCUUCUACCCUUUAGCAUUUAAAACCCAAACAGAUGAAAUGUGGUUUGUUUUAGUGCGGUCAGAGUGAGAGAUCCACCUGCUGCACUGACUCAGCCCGCUGAUGGCCAGAGAGAGAGAGGGAGGAAGGGAUGGAGGAGGAAGUAUAUGUGGGAGUAUGAGAGGGGCACAGCAGGCCUGCUGCUCUCAGGGCUGAAGAGCCUGGGAGCGCCAGCCUCCAAACAGAGCCAGCUCUGUUUUCAGGAGGACAGACUCCGAGUGGACAUGACUGUGCCCUUUUGCAUUUCCAGUCUCAGGAGUUUCAGAGAGAGAAGUGCCUACUAGUCAGUCAAACUGCCAGAAAUAACAGCGAAACUAGAAGCCGCCACCUUUGAAACAGAGGCGGCUGGUGGAGAUUACACAGAGUGUGUUGACACUACUGAACGCUGAAAGGAUGUCAGUGUUCAACAGCCCUUUCUGGACUCAAACUCGGACUGUGUUUGGCUGCCAAAGCUGACCAGUACAUGCACAUGGCAGCACUGGCAUACAUGUUGUAUCUCUUUCUCUUUUUCUCUCAUUAUUUCUGUCAAAACCAAACAAAGGAAGCCACGGACCAGAGUAAUGCAGAGAGGUUAAGAUAUGUCACCACAGACAAUUCAAUAUCGCCUUUAUCCUCCAUUUUGAGACAAUUUUACCACAAACAACAUGCAUCUCUUCAUCCCAGAAACACCUAACAUGUCUAAAUGAUGCUGAUGAGCGAUAUCCAGUCUUUUUGAGUGACCGUGUACCCCAAACUCCCAGCUUCACUGCGUGUCAUCUGUUUUUUGGUAAUCUGAUUACUUCUGAAUUUGUGAUUUUGCACAGAUUAAGUGCGAUAUCAGCCGUGUCCUGCAUUAUUACUUAAUCCUGUAUUUUAAUUUAUGUCAUGCCCAGGUAGUGUGUGAUCCCACAUAGAGUAAAGUGGUGUUUAAUCAAAUAACUGCAACAAACUAAGUGACAUAGAGAAGACCUGGGAUCAAGUACUGGUUGGUCUCUGAGUCUCUGGUUUCUGCCAUCUGUGCUAUUAACCUCAAACAGCUUCAUCCAGUCACAGUUACAGAUAGAAAACUGUCUUGUUUCAGAGUGGGACUGUGGAUUAAGUGUUAGAUUUGAGCCCAUGUCAGGGUAAAGCAGUGCAAGGAAUCAUGUUACAGCCUUUACUCCCUGUUUAUUUCCAUCUAUGCUUGGAACAAUAUGUCUAGUGUUUGUGUGUCUCUGUGGAAAGAGAGGAGAAGAGGUCCAAUUGAGCUGGAACAGCCUCAUCUCUCGGAGCUGAAAUCAUAUCCUUACAUCCAUAUCUUCGUGUCAUUUAAAUAUUCAAAUAGUAAACCACGUUUUUUCCCUGGUAACUGCCUCCUCCUGUGACAGAAAUAGAAGAUGAGGUUUACAGACGAGGUUAUGCAUGUUCUUCUUUUGUUUGCAAGGCCUGAUUUAGACCUUAAGCAUAACAAAGGGUUUCAUGGUUCUGAAAAGCAAAACCUGAUACCCUGUAGUACACCUUCAGGCAGAGCAACCAUUGCUAAUUCCCUAAACUGAACCACAUUCACUGUCCUUCUGGGCAGGUAAAAGAAGCGGGGCGCAGGCUAUAACCUGUCAGCAGAGCAGAUCACCCCGAAGUCAUCCAAAUUACAUCCAGUUUUACUCUCCGCUCCAAAUCCAAGGCAUAUGCAUAAUCCUGACUAAAGAGCACACAGCCCCAAAACUGAGAGGGUCUCCUUUGCGAAUGUGGACGUGGGGCCCCCUUUGCUCUAGUAGAGGGGUUGGACGGAGGGCGAGCCGUGAGGGCGUCUGCUGUGUUCCGGUGUUCUGGGAAAAGGACAGUGCACACAGCUGCGCUCAGGGGGUAAAUGCAAAACAAACAUGCCUCACACAUGCUUCCCCCUCAGCUGUCAUGGCUCUGCUUUCAAAGAUUCCCCCCACCUCAGCACACACAUACACGUCGCACUGUCUUCUCUCUCCUGUUGUUCACUUUCACCACGUCCACCGGCCGAAAGCUGCAACCCCUUGCCCCCCCCCCCAUCGCAGGGUCCGAGGCACAGCCGCACGGCCAACCCAGGAAGGCUUUUUAAUUAACGCUGAGCCAUGUGGAGGCUGUGCGCUGCAGUAUUGUGUGUCAGGACAGACAGGGCCGUCUGUCUUCUGGUUGGUUUGAUGUAGAACUGCUCCUCUGCACAGCGUGCAGACAUACUGGCUUUCACUAGCUCAGGUUUACACACUACUCACUACGUUUCUUUAUUCCUGGAUUCAAACAUCAGCAAGUCUUCCUCCACCAGGAGCCACAGACACUCUCUAAUCACCCUGUUGAAAACCGUUAAAGCAAAAUCUGCCUCUUCCUCCUCUAAGCUGCACAACUCUCAACAUCUCUGAGUAACGACAUCAUCAGCCAUUUUUCUCAUUUUCUAAUACUACUGAAGUCAGGCAAUCAGUAUAGGAGAAAAUAUAUGAUAAAUACGUGUGCUGUUGUGUGCAUGUGCAUUUUUGUGCAUGCAAAAUGAAUUGAAGUGUUAUAAGAUUCUUGGAAGUGUUACUAUUUAGAUGUUAUGUUUUAUUUUGUGAGACAGUUUAUCGAGCAUUCAUGGUAAAAUUGUAUUUCAAAAGUUGUGUUUGAACAUUGUUUUUUUUUUCUUGAUAUGUAAUUCUUACGAGUUUCAAAAGGCUUUUUUUUUCCAGUUUUUAUGGCUUCAAGCUGUCGUUUGAAAUGAGUGUAUGAAUUUACUCAUGCUUGUGUUACAUUUUGUGUGUGAUUAAAGUACAAUAAGUUAUUGCACUUCUA
This is a messenger RNA of Lates calcarifer (barramundi perch), 4947 nucleotides long. Its product is annotated as homeobox protein aristaless-like 4. The record is from RefSeq and is a predicted model, not a curated record. The transcript has 4 exons. Gene Ontology annotation, biological process: regulation of transcription by RNA polymerase II. Gene Ontology annotation, molecular function: DNA-binding transcription activator activity, RNA polymerase II-specific; RNA polymerase II transcription regulatory region sequence-specific DNA binding. Lineage: Eukaryota; Metazoa; Chordata; Actinopteri; Centropomidae. The coding region runs from base 197 to 1345 and encodes 382 amino acids.